AUCACACCGAGUGCCAUUGCAACUUUCCCAAGUGGGCAUUCUGUCCUGUUCAUCCGAUAGUGGGAAAGCAUCAGAACCUGUGAUACCUGGUGUAUUUUAGCUGGGCAGUGGUGUGCGAUACCAAAAUCUGAGUAUUGGAGGUUGGUUUUUGAUUGGCAGACACAUCACACGGAGCGUUCAUUCGAGUCCUGUUGCACGUUGUAAGCUCAUCCCUCUGGUCCCCCAGGAAUUUUCGGUGUUUUCCAUCAAGAGUCAUCACUGAGUAGCGUUGCAUAAAACGGGCCAUGAGCCAGGACGAUAAGAAGGCGGUGAAGGCACGGGAGGAAGGGCCUGUGCCGGAGGUGAGCCAUGAGCAGCACGUCACGAUAAAGGAGCCACCGCAACAUGCGCAUGUGUCAGUGUCGGCUGCUCACCACCUCUCGCAACCUGCUAUCCAGAGGAAAGUGAGCGGUGGUGUCCUUGCAGCCGGGAGUGGAGACGCCGUUGUGGAAGAUGGAGGCACCAUCACGUUCCAGAAGAGGAUUGUGCCGAAGCAGAGAACGCAGAGCGUUCAAAGCGUGCUGUCGAGUGUUUCACUGCGGAGCUUUGUUAACCAGCACAACCGUUCGCAGGUGCAGCUUCACCAGAGUGCACAGGUUGCUGGCAACAACGACAACGGCACAGCCAAUAACAACAACAGCAGCGGCAGGAGUAACAUCAACAGCGGCAACACUGUCAACGCUGCCAACGCUGCCAACGGCACACAGCCAUCGCAGGAACAGUUCAUCAGUGCUAAAACACAUAUACAGGCACCAGCCGCUGCUGCGUCUUCCAAGCGUAAAGCGUCCUUUGAAAUUGGACAACGAUUACCCUUCAACCAAGAUGACGAGAGGUCUGUUGAAGAGUCCGCUGUUUCCAACUCUGGAGAUGAAGGAGACAGCAGUGAUAGCACAGAACAGAAUAAGAACCUCACGGAUGAUGCCUUGAAGAAACUCAGCAACUUUGCCAAAUUCCAACCGGCAGAGGUGGAUAUGAGUAUGCGUACCACGACGGCUAUUGAAGAUUACAUUCCACGGUAUGAGCCAGCAGCAGCAGCACAACAACAGCAGCAGCAGCAGCAGCAGCAACAGCAGGAUCAACAGCAGCCGGAGUUGCAACAACAGAGUGACCAGGAUUCAACACACCCGCUGCUGUCGAGAAAUAGCUCACAGAUACAGCUGACGUUGCAACCGCAGCCACACAGAGUAGUGUCACAGUCAAGAGUUCAUCAAAUCAGUCAACCACACUCGCUGUCGCCUUCGAUAUCCCAGGACUCGAAUCACAGCAGCAGACAGCAAUCUGGUACACAUGCACAACAGCUGCUGUUAUCGCAAACGACAUCUUCACAGGACCUACGCACAUUCCAGCCAUCACCAACUAGCUUUCUUGACAAUGCAAAUCUCAAGACCAUAAACGAUCCAAAAAGACCCAUGUACGUUCCAGCGGUGCUCCGUCAAUCCAAUACUAAUUUGAAGCCCGAGGAUGUGAAGCAUAUAAACGAACAAAACUCUCGCAAGUCGAAGAACGUCAUAGCAGACGCUGCUCACUCGUUGAAGUCGCAAACGUCGCAUUGGAAGCUGGGCUUUGACAACAACAACAAGCUACCAACAAGGGCACAUUGGCGUCGUGACGUUACGAGAAACUCGUGUGCUUAUUGUGACGUUCAAUUCACCUUCUUCGAAAGACGUCACCAUUGCAGAAGAUGCGGUGAUAUCUUUUGUGCACAGCAUACUUCUCAUCUCUUGAAGCUGGGACCAGAUGCCCAGUUCACCCUGGGUGGGUCUGGUGUGCUAUGCAAAGUGUGUGACAGAUGUACAAAGGACUAUGAGGAUUUUUACAAGUCCAAAUUUGGUGAUAAUUCACUUGCAAGGAAAUCGAGUGUCAUUGGUGUGGAUGAUAACACCAGACAGAAUGGCAAUACUGACAGUGUAAAUGGUGGUGCUAAUGGUGCUAUAGUUGGUAGCGUUCCAGCAGAUUGGAGCUGGAGCUCAUUCUGAUCAAUCUGAGUAAAAAGGAUGUUGAAAAUGUGCUGUAACACAACAAUGAUAAAAAGGCAGAAAAGGACCGCUAUAUAUGCAAUUAAUAACAUGAAAAUGCAGUGGAAGCCAUGG
Williopsis jadinii is the source of this 2129-nucleotide messenger RNA. Its product is annotated as FYVE-domain-containing protein. Gene Ontology annotation, molecular function: phosphatidylinositol-3-phosphate binding; ubiquitin binding; metal ion binding. Lineage: Eukaryota; Fungi; Ascomycota; Saccharomycetes; Phaffomycetales; Wickerhamomycetaceae. The record is from RefSeq and is a predicted model, not a curated record. The transcript has a single exon. Bases 285 to 2015 code for a protein of 576 amino acids. Gene Ontology annotation, cellular component: ESCRT-0 complex. Gene Ontology annotation, biological process: protein targeting to vacuole; protein transport to vacuole involved in ubiquitin-dependent protein catabolic process via the multivesicular body sorting pathway.